CCCCAACUCGAAGACCAGUUUUUUUUUUUCUUGUUCAUCGGAUUCCUUUGCGUUUGCAGGGGAGGGAGAAGGGAGAAUCGGCCAUGGCCGUAGUAGAGGCGGCCGGAGGAAGGCGCGGGGUGGCGGCGGGGGAGCGGAGGAAGGCGAAGGCGAAGGAGGCGGCGGUGGGCGCCAUGGCGAGGGCUCUGUUCUACCCGACGCUGCUGUACAACGUGGUGCGGAGCAAGGUCCAGGCCGAGUUCCGGUGGUGGGACGAGGUCGAUCAGUUCAUUUUGCUUGGAGCUGUUCCAUUCCGUAGGGAUGUUCCUCGGUUGCAGAAGCUUGGGGUGUAUGGUGUCAUAACCCUGAAUGAACCAUUUGAGACUUUGGUGCCAUCGUCGAUGUAUCAGUCUCGUGGGAUUGAUCACCUUGUUAUUCCUACAAGAGAUUAUAUGUUUGCUCCCUCACUUGUGGAUAUUAGUCGAGCUGUUGAUUUCAUACAUAGAAAUGCAUCUUGUGGGAGGAUGACAUACAUCCAUUGCAAAGCUGGAAGGGGCAGGAGUACAACUAUUGUCUUGUGUUAUCUGGUGAAAUACAAGAAUAUGACGCCUUCUACAGCUUUUGAGCAUGUGCGGUCUAAAAGGGCUCGAGUGUUGCUGACUCGUUCUCAAUGGAGGGUGGUUCAAGAUUUCAGCAAGAAGAAUGCAGAAGCAGAACUUCCCACAGUCACAAGCCACUCAGCAGCAGCAUCUCCAGCAGGGAAUGUGGUAUCGGUAACAGAAGCAGAUUUGGAGAGCUCUGAAGUAACAGCAGCUAAUAUUCCUGAUAUUACAGAGCAUGCCAGCUUGUCUUCUCACAAGACUACCCCAACCAAGCCAAUGACAAAUAUGCUCUCAUGUUUGAUUCCAUCUCUGAAGUGACUCCUCUCUAGCUGAGCAUCAAUAAUCCAAGACUCUGAGGCAUAUGCAUGUACCUCAACACCGGUUUAGCCGAAAUGGUGUCUCGCAGGGGAAGGAAUUCAGUUGCGUUGCCAUCGUUCUAAAUGUAUAUAGCUGCCCAUAUUCAUCCUAUUUGUUAUGUAUGUAUGUGCCUAUUAUCAAUUCAAGAUUGUUUGUUCCUUGCUUCAAGAUUUGCUAGGGUAAAUUUCAAAAAUCAGGGCAUGAGUUUUUUUAAGCAGAAUGUUUCAAAAAUUUGAGCCAAAAUAGCUGCAGGCCAGUUGACAUUAUGUUGAAUUAGUACUGUACAAAUGCAUUGCAAAUACAUAGUCGAAUUUGCA
This is a messenger RNA of Oryza sativa Japonica Group (Japanese rice), 1255 nucleotides long. Its product is annotated as phosphatidylglycerophosphate phosphatase PTPMT2. The record is from RefSeq and is a predicted model, not a curated record. Gene Ontology annotation, biological process: protein dephosphorylation. Gene Ontology annotation, molecular function: protein tyrosine/serine/threonine phosphatase activity. NCBI's taxonomy places the organism in Eukaryota, Viridiplantae, Streptophyta, Magnoliopsida, Poales, Poaceae.